Pseudoliparis swirei is the source of this 2029-nucleotide messenger RNA. It is a transcript of the gene nucb1, whose product is annotated as nucleobindin 1. Gene Ontology annotation, cellular component: extracellular exosome; endoplasmic reticulum-Golgi intermediate compartment. NCBI's taxonomy places the organism in Eukaryota, Metazoa, Chordata, Actinopteri, Perciformes, Liparidae. Bases 87 to 1436 code for a protein of 449 amino acids. Gene Ontology annotation, molecular function: calcium ion binding. The transcript is spliced from 13 exons. The record is from RefSeq and is a predicted model, not a curated record.
CAAUUUCAUGACGUCAAUUUUAUCCGACGCGGAAUUCCGGUUCGUGUUUUGAGCAUCAGGCGCAUCACACACGUUCGUGAGGGAGGAUGAACCUCUCACCUGGCUGGCUGCUGCUGCUCCUGUCCGUCUGCACCGGGGUCCGGUCGGUGCCCCUCGAACGCAGCGCGGACCGCAAGGAGGCCAAAGCGGACGUGCCGGAGGAGAACGUGGACACCGGGCUGUACUACGACCGGUACCUCAGGGAGGUGAUCGAGGUUCUGGAGACGGACCCUCACUUCAGGGAGAAACUGCAGAUGGCGAACACGGAGGACAUCAAGAACGGCCGCCUCAGUAAGGAGCUGGACCUGGUCGGGCACCACGUGAGGACGCGCCUGGACGAGCUGAAGCGGCAGGAGGUGUCUCGCCUCAGGAUGCUGCUCAAGGCCAAGAUGGACAGCACCAACACGCAGAGCCUGCAGAUGGACCACGCCUCCCUGCUGAAGCAGUUUGAACAUCUGGACCCCCAGAACCAGAACACCUUCGAGGCCAAAGACCUGGAGCUGCUCAUCACGACGGCCACCAAGGACCUGGAGAACUACGACGCCGAGAGGCACGAGGAGUUCAAGCACUACGAGAUGCUGAAGGAGCACGAGCGGCGCGAGUACCUGAAGGGCCUAGACCAGGAGAAGAGGGAGCGGGAGGAGAGGAGGAUGCAGGAGCUCAAGGACAAACACCGGCAGCACCCCAAGGUCAACGCGCCGGGCAGCGUGGCUCAGCUGCGGGAGGUGUGGGAGGAGACGGACGGCCUGGACCCCCAGGAGUUCAACCCCAAAACCUUCUUCAAGCUGCACGACACCAAUGAAGACGGCGUGUUGGACGAGCAGGAACUGGAGGCGCUCUUCACGAAAGAGCUGGAGAAAGUCUACAACGCCAAGAACGAGGAGGACGACAUGAUGGAGAUGGAGGAGGAGCGGCUGAGGAUGAGGGAGCACGUGAUGAAGAACGUGGACGCCAACGAAGACCGCCUGGUGACGAUGGAGGAGUUCCUCAAGUCCACGGAGAAGAAGGAGUUCAGUAAUGCCAAAGAGUGGGAGACUCUGGAAACCAGCCCGCUUUACACGGAGGAGGAGCUGCAGCGCUUCGAGGUCGACCUCCGGGACCGAGAGGAGGAGCUGAAGAGGAAGGCGGAGAACCUCCGUCAGCAGCAGGAGCUGCUGAAGGAGCGGGGCAAGGCCCUGGAGGCCCAGAGGAAAGAGUACCAGCAGGCGGUGUUGGAAAUGUCCCAGAGGCAGAAGGGGCAGCAGGCGGCAGACGGGCAGCCCCCCGCGGGUCCUAAUGGAGAACUGCACUUCCAACCAGUGGCGCAGAAAGUGGAAGAUAAAGUUGAACACCCGGCAGCCGAGGCCCAGAACAGCCUGCCUGCAGAGCCGCCACAGAAUCUGCCCAUACACACUUAGUGCAGCACGUCUGCACACACACACACGCACACACACACACGCACACGCGCACGCGCGAUUUGCACUGACACACAUAUCCAGAUGGGUUCCACGAGCUGGGGGGAGUGUAUGUGUAUAAAUUCAGACAGAAUUGGCUCGUGAAUCCUCACACAUUGUUCGUGUGUUCAUCUCUGUGGUUUCAAGAUAUCAAAACAACGUAUAUAUAUAUACAAAAAUAUAUAUAUAUAGUAAAGAAAAUAUUAAAAAUACAAAUCUAUAUAUAAAUCUAUAUUAUUUAUAUAUAUUUUAAAAAUCUAUAUAUUUUUUAUAUAUAUAAAAAACUAUGUUUAUUUAUAUAUAUAUUAAGAAUAUAUAUUUUUAAAUAUAUAUAUGUAUAACAACAUAUAUAUAUAUUUGUAAAUAUAUCUUGUUAUAUAUAUUAAUUAUAUAUAUAUAAAUAUGUGUGUAUAUAUACAUGUAUGUGUAUAUAUAUAAUAUAUAUACAUACACAGUAUGUAUGUGUUUUCAGAAAUCUUCAGUUUCAUUAAUGCUGGUCUUCCGUGUAAAAUCAACAUCUUUAAAUAAAGACUUAAUUUAAAAACCUGUAAACCAAA